This is a messenger RNA of Plodia interpunctella (Indianmeal moth), 5053 nucleotides long. RefSeq names its product MATH and LRR domain-containing protein PFE0570w-like. The transcript has a single exon. The coding region runs from base 27 to 4811 and encodes 1594 amino acids. Lineage: Eukaryota; Metazoa; Arthropoda; Insecta; Lepidoptera; Pyralidae. The record is from RefSeq and is a predicted model, not a curated record.
CUUCGCGCGAUCGUGAUGUCAGAACAAUGCUCAUGACAACAGCCCUCGCGACCUUUCUCAUACUCCUACAGUGCAGUGCAAUAUGUGUGACCAUCAAAGUCCCGGUGGUGUGGAGCGAAGGUGACAGUGAAGUGAAAAACAAUGGAUUUCAUGAUGAAGAGUUCUCAGUGGAUGUGUUCAAACCCAAUAUCCUAAAGCAGGAGCUUGUACCCGUUGAAUAUUUUCAAUACACAGCAAAAAAACCACAAUUUGCCAUCGAUAUAGCCAAUUUCCACGGUGUGCCUUCACCCGCAAGCCACUACAAAGCCUAUCCUGUGAGGCCAUAUACUGGACAAGAAAAGCCAGAUCUAGGAAAACAUCGAAUACAAGAUCAAAAUAGAGAUAUAUUUGUUCCAUUACAGAAAUACACCAAAAAUAAAUAUAACUAUAAUAGUCAAAUAACACCAACAGUUUCAAAUUAUGACGUAUAUCAUCCGUAUAAAGCAGAAGAACCAGCUUUACAAGAAAUAUACAAAGAUCCAGUGUUAGAUAAAAUACGAAACGAUUUGCGCGAUACUAGUAAACGUCUUCAAAAUUAUGAAAAAGAAGCCGGGAAACCAGAAGUUGAAAAUGAUGAAUAUCUAGAUACUCCUGAAGAAAUUGAUAGAAAAAAAGUACCGCAAAAAAAUAUUCCGGUAAAGUAUGAAACACAUAGACCACAAAGACGACCGAUCUAUUAUAGACCUCUUCCAAAAUAUCCUAACCGCGAUCAAAUUUUGAAUCAUCGAUUUAGACAUCCAUGGAAUCAAAAUUUUGUCAAAAUAAGACCAGCCCACUAUCAACCUUUGAAAAACCACUUGCAAAAAUUACGACAGCAUCAUGCUCUAACAUACGACGAUGAACAUAAUGAAUAUCCGCAAGUGCCUCUGACAGAAGAAAUUGAGCAGCCCUCUGAUGGAUACGACAUAUAUGAAAGGGGAAGACAAAACUAUGUUCAAUUAAGAAAUAAUUUAGAUGAAUCGAUUAAUCAAGCUGUAUAUAAAAAUCGUCCACUCGUGUCCCAAAAACUAGAACUACAAGCAAAUGAUGAACAUUCUAGUGAUGAAGAUGACGAAUUUGUGCCCAUCAAAAGUUUUGCUCAAGUAAGAAAAACUGAGACAACCAAACAUGUGCCAAAAGCCGCUGCAUUUGAAGAUGCGGAUACUUAUGAAGAAAUUCGUAAUGCACCACGAUUAAAAGAAGCUGUUAAAAUAACUAAAGGACAAACUGUUUAUACAGAAGAAGGAUAUGAGGAUUCUGCUUAUGACCAUGCAGGCGAGCAAAAACAUGCAUCUGAUCAUGAAGCGCAUGGUGGUUUCCUUAAAGAAAAUGAAAUUAGUAGUGGAAAAUACAAAAUACCGUCUGUAAACACCAAUCACGAUGAUGAAAACAGAUCUGCAUAUAUAAAUCAGCUGUCGCAUGGGAAAAAAUGGAGCAGCAACGAUAAAGACCUUGAGAAAGAAACAGAUUCAGAGCAAUAUACAGAAGUUGAGCAUGAGCAAUCUGAAAAUGCGGAGGAUGCUUACAGAGACAAACCGGAGUCUGAUGACAAUAGUCACAGAAAUAAAAGACAAAACGAGUUAAUUGAAAAGUCUGAUAUUACCACCAAUCAUACUGAUCAUGACGUAGACAAAAGAGAGGUUAAUUUUAAAGUACCUGAUAUUGAUCUUAAUUCAACGUUACUUACUGAAGAUGAGAUUUUAGAAAUAGUAAAAGACAAGAUUCUUAGCAAAGAUGAUAUUAAGCGUAAGUAUCCAUAUUAUUUUAAAAAUAUUACAUCCAUUCACAGAGAUUCUCCACUGAGGUAUGCUGAAAAUCUGAAACUAAUACCAAAAAAGUCAAAAGGUGGAACUGAAUUCUACGAUUCAAGGUCACCAAUAGUAUGCCCAGAAGUUGAUGAAAAGGUUGACGCAAUCCCUAAAAAGCUGAAAACGAAAGGACAUCCCGACAGCAAAGAUGACAACGACAAAUUAGAUAACGAAGAUGAAAAAGAAGAUAAAGUUGAAGAACAACCCCGACUCAAUGGACUUGGUGAUAAAAUUGAUUGUUUUAAAGCUAAGUAUUUUGGUGAAAAUCCGUUAGAUAGCCCAUUUUUCAAAGAAGAAAUUAUAUCUAAUCCAGAACCAGUUACAGCUCCUAAUCUUUUAUCCUUUAAACUAACAAAAGAUUAUACUCUUCGAAAGUCGAACAAACAAGAAAAUGAAACUGAUGAACUGAAAAAUAAAAAUUAUAAUGAUAUUUUUGAUUUGAUUAGCAAAAUGCAUAGAAAGAAAUAUGAUUUAAUAGAUACAAUUAAAAAUGAGGACAGAGAUUUAUUGCAAUCUUUGCAAACUCAGUCAAAUAUUUAUUUAAAUCGCAGUGAGUUGUCUGUACCGUCUAAUAUAUAUACGGAUAUUAUAGAAAAUACACGAAGUAUAACAACAUUAAAACCCCCAGAAUUAGAUAAAAACACUAAUGAAACAAUUAUUUACGAGUCUUUUACGAAAAAGGAAGAUGUUACUCAAAAUCCUGUUCGAACAAAACGAGCGGCGCCCUUUAUGUAUGAACCUUAUAAAAUAAUAAGAGAUGGACAAGUACAAGAAUCUAAAAAAACCACUACAACGAGUAAUAUUAGUCCACUUAUAAAGCAAUUGCAAUCCAGCCGAGUUGUAGAUAAGGUCACAAAACCGGAAAAAGAUGUUUUAAAAUGGAACAGUACUUCGAUUCGCAGGUAUAAAGAUAUAGGUAAAAAUGACAGAGUACAUUCUAAAAACGCAAGAGAAAACACCGAGUUACCUGAUACAAAAUUCAUUGAUAUUAAUGUCGAUAAACGUAGAGGUGAACCAAGAUAUGAACUAAGAGCAUUAAAUCACAAAUCAGAAUAUACGCCAGUAACAAACAAGAAAGCAAUGUCAAAACAAGACUUUGAGGCUCAUAUUAAAAAUGAUGAUUAUAAUAAAAACUUUACAUCAAGAACCUUAGAUAAUGAAUCAGUAGCCGCUUCAAAUAAUGUUCAAAGAACAUACGCUACGACUUCGUCAAGUGAUUUUACGAGUAAACAGCCUACAGAAAAUGUGACAGAUGCAGAAGAUCAUGAUGAGGAAUAUGACUAUGAAGAUGAUGACGAAGAAGAUUCCGCAGAUGAAGAUCAUACUGUAAAAACUACAACUACUUCGACAACAACUACUACUACAUUAAAACCGAUUUUUAGAAAGAAAAUAAGAACUACCACGACUACGGAAAUCCCUCCUGUAGACCAAGAAAUAAUAACCCCAAAACAUAAACUAAAAUUAGUAACAAGAUUCAGAUCGACCCCUCCUCCAGAACACAAAAAAAUUCACAUUGAUACAGAAGGAAAGUCGAAAAAUUAUAAAAACGAUGAAAGCGUCGAUGACAUAGAACUUUCUAAAUAUAAAGAGAAGAAGAAGAAAAUUACUAAAAGUACAUUAGUCACAGAUACUAAAAAAUACGGUGAUGAUGAAAAUAAUGAUGGAGACGUUGAAGAUGAUAUGAGAAAGGAAGAAGUUGAUGCUUUGAUUGGGAUUAAACAUGACAUGAAUGAGUACAUUCCUUUGUAUGAAAAAGAAGAAUUGCAAAAAAGGAAUAAAAAUCCUCAAACCGCAUCUAGUGAAGAAGAUUAUGAUGACAAUGAUAGUAGUAGUGGUGAAGAUGAUGAAGACGACGAAGAUGAUAACGAAGACGAAACCGAUGAUGACUCAAAUGAGGAGGAUACUGAAGAUGAGCAAUCAACAAUAGUUACAACUACUGAACCGACAAAACGUACUUUAGUUAAGACAACUGAUGCACCUUUAUCAACAACGCAAAUAAACUAUAACAUAGGUAAUCCUAAUAUUAAACCUACAGUAUCAAAGAAAAAAAUUGAAAUUCACAAGGAACUACCGGUAAAUAAGUCGGCCCCUCAUAUAACUCAAUUCAAGCAGGAUAUUAAAGAAGUUGAAAUCGUUAAAGAAAUACCUAGAAAAGCGACUAAUAAAACGCCUAAAAAUAAUUUGGAUCUAUUAGAACUAUACAAAGAUGAAAACUUGGCAACAAAUAUAAAUAAACUGAAAGAUGUAGAAGUGUUUAAACAAAAUUUAGAUUUAACGACUGGUCCAAAACAUGGAGGAAAUUAUAGAAGUGCUAAAUUGACGGAUUUAUUGGAAAAAACGAGUUCUGUAGGUCCUUUGCAUGGUGAAAACUUAAAAAUUGAAACUAAAGAUGAAUUAGAUGAAAAUGAGGAUGACGCAGAAACUUCACAAACUGAAUAUAAAAAAUCAAUUGAAUUCGAUUCACUGCCUCCUAGAAUGCAUGGAGGCAACUUGAAAUCUAAUAAUAAAGGUACUCAUUUUAGGCGAGCGGAUGGUAAGAAUGCAAAAUUAAUAGAACUCGUUGAAACAACAGAGAUAAUGCCAAGAGCAAGGCACGGAGGUAAUUUAAAAUCAAUUCAAGAAACUAGAAGCCGUAGUAAUAAGAAAAGUGAGAGACUGACGGAGUUAGACGAUAAUGACAAAGAUGAUGAUGAUGAUUCUAGCAGUGGUUCUUAUGGAGGAAGUUCUGGAUCGUACAGUAAAGGGAGUCGCGGGGGACGUCCAAUGCAUGGUGGAAAUUAUAGAAGUGCUAAAUUAGUUCAAGGUAAUAAUGAAGAAACAAGGCUUAAAGCUAGCAAAGAAAGUUCAAUAAAUAGAGGAAAGCCCUUGAAGGAAGCUACUGCUGCUGUGCUAUUAAAUAGUUUUGUCCAAGCAGCUCCUAUACUUACUACUACGCCUGCCUACAUUUUGGAUCCAAGCAAACGCAUGUACUAUUACGUAGAUUGAUUCGAUUGAAAUUAAAUUAUUUUGUUUUGAAUAGUGUGUAGUAUAGUAAGAAUCUUUAAUAUAUUUUUUAACUUGCUAUAACAUUAGAAAGUGCCACGAAGUGUAUUUGGUAUUGUCCAAACUAGUAGUAGAACUAAGUUACCAUGUAUUAGAUGAACAUGUGUUAUACAAAAUUACGAAACUUCUGUGAUAGAUUAAAUUUGUUUUGUACAUAAAACUUUUAUACUUAUAAUUAUUUAAUA